Messenger RNA from Arachis ipaensis, 982 nucleotides. RefSeq names its product putative glutathione peroxidase 5. Gene Ontology annotation, cellular component: cytosol. Gene Ontology annotation, biological process: response to oxidative stress. NCBI's taxonomy places the organism in Eukaryota, Viridiplantae, Streptophyta, Magnoliopsida, Fabales, Fabaceae. The record is from RefSeq and is a predicted model, not a curated record. Gene Ontology annotation, molecular function: peroxidase activity.
UAAAUCUAGUGUAACAGUUUAGAAGAAAGAAGAGUGUACACACUAAAAUCUAAAUUAAGAAAGAGGAGAGAGAAAAUAGUCACAACUCAACUAAGAUUAGCUUCCUUUACAUCCUCUGACAAAGGGAACGAAGAAUAAAUGGGAGCUUCAAAUUCAGUUUCGGAAAAAUCCAUCUUUGAAUUCACUGUUAAGGAUGCCAAGGGAAGAGAUGUGAGCCUCAGCACUUACAAGGGCAAAGUUCUUCUUGUAGUCAACGUCGCUUCAAAAUGUGGAUUCACGGACACCAAUUACACCCAGUUAACUGAGCUUUACAGCAAAUACAAGGAUAAAGGUCUAGAGAUACUGGCAUUUCCAUGCAACCAAUUUUUGAAGCAAGAGCCUGGGUCUAGUGAAGAUGCAGAGCAAUUUGCCUGUACAAGAUACAAGGCUGAAUAUCCCAUUUUCGGAAAGGUCCGCGUGAAUGGAUCAAGUGCAGCACCUGUCUUCAAAUUUCUUAAGUCCCGUAAAUCUGGAUUUCUGGGGUCUAGGAUAAAGUGGAAUUUCACUAAGUUUUUGAUUGAUAAGGAAGGGGAUGUCAUCCAGCGAUACGGUCCAACCACUGAACCAUUGGCAAUUGAAGAUGAGAUCAAGAAGGCAUUGGGGGAGGCCUGAAACUCUUUGGAGUUAUUUUAAAAUUGAUUGUGUUGAAGAUAAGUGAAACAGGAAGAAUGUAUAUUUAGUAGAUGGUGUUUCUUCUAGUGUUUAUUGAUCACAUAUUUCAUGUCUAGGGUCUUCUCUGUGUUAUAUUGUUUGUUGUAUUAAAAAAAGAACUUUAGGCCUUGUGGUAUAAUUUGUUAUUUUAAGAGUUGAUUGAUGAGAAUGUACCAGAAAAAACAGUAGUUGAUUGAUGGAAUUUGCCUUUAGUUAUUUGUUUCUGUAAACAUGUAAGAAAAUGUGAAUUAUUUUGGGCAGGAAAUUAUGUAAUGAUUUGUUUAUUACUUUA